AUGAUUUUUUCUCUUCUUUUUACUGGAAUACAUUUUUUACAGAUCUCAGCCGUUUGCCAUUCUCUUCAAGUUGGCGAUUCUAAUGUCUUUGAGUCGAAGAGCUUCACUGGACCGCAGACAAUUGUCUCUAACGGAUGCACCAUAGGCGCCAUGUGUUCGGUCACUGCAGCUGAACAGUUGCCCGAGAACACAGUAGUCUAUGGGGAAGAGGGUAUGCGUCGUAUCUCUUGCGAACGUCCUCCAGUCCAGACCCUACAGCUCGAAUUCCUCACCAGACUCCUGCCGAACUACCACCACCUAAUAAGAGUAACUAAACCUCAGAAUCUGAAUCCCAUCGACGGCGCAGCCAGUUCUCAGCCUGGUCGCAUAAGCCCCUCCUAA
This is a messenger RNA of Protopolystoma xenopodis, 381 nucleotides long. The record is from the annotation of a GenBank genome assembly. NCBI's taxonomy places the organism in Eukaryota, Metazoa, Platyhelminthes, Monogenea, Polystomatidea, Polystomatidae.